GAGAGAGGUGAUAGAUGUGGACUCCAGAUAUUAUCUGGUAGGUGGAGACUACCCAAGGUGCAGCAAAUGCAUGAUCCCUGUCUGCCCUUGGAGUAGUGAGAUCUUGCAGCAGCUGGAUCCCUCCCACCGUAACAAGUUUCCUGCUGUCCUAACGACACAGCAGGCACUGGACAGGAAGUGUGUCACAAUGUUGCGACCACGCACGGUAGGGAACAGCUCCAGCUACUCGCAACAGGUCUUGCAGGAGGUGCACAGCGAGGAGUGGGCGAGGCGUACUAUAGACUACCUCACUGAUUGUGAGGUCCAUAAAAAGUCGUGCGUCCUCACCCAGUCCGAACCUGUAUAUCAACAGCCACCCACCUUCAGUCGUCUGCCCCUGGCUCAGUGGUUUGAAACCGUCCACACGAAUGAGGUUCUUGGCCACCUGGAGGAGUUGAACGGUGUUAUAACAUCAACUUAUGGCAGAAUCUUAAAGCUGGACUCCACCAAGAAGAUCACUAAAAAGCUGGCAGGUGGCAUUGAGAACACGGCCACGUGGAUGAGCAACAUCGGCAAUGAACUUGGCCAAGUUCUCAACUCAGUGCUGACCACUGGUGAGGGGGCUGGCCUUGAUGACCUGUGCCAAGGCGUUGUCCGGAGGUACAGGGAUGCUGGUGAGCCAGAGCCAGAUGCCAUACAUGGACAGGGACUGCUGCAGUGA
Gadus chalcogrammus (walleye pollock) is the source of this 700-nucleotide messenger RNA. RefSeq lists its product as uncharacterized. The transcript has 2 exons. Lineage: Eukaryota; Metazoa; Chordata; Actinopteri; Gadiformes; Gadidae. The record is from RefSeq and is a predicted model, not a curated record. The coding region runs from base 71 to 700 and encodes 209 amino acids.